GGAGAGGGGUAAGGAAAGGGGGAGGAGAGAGAGACACAGCAACCUGUAGUAACCCUUCUCCGGGCCGCAACAGUUAGUGUGUUGCCGACUAGCGAAGGCUUUAGGUGUGCGGCGGUGUUGCUGACCUUGAGUGAGGUGAUCUGAACGAAAAGCGCGGGAAAUUCGAAAAUGGAGUGGACUCAGGACAGGGUCAUCCGGGUACUCUUCUGGGGAGGAUUCAGUCUCGUCCUCACUGAGAUCCUUACCUUUAUUGGUCUCACCUCCUGCUGCUGGCUCUCCUUCCUGAGCCUCUGGGGCCUCUCGGCGGGCGCCUACCUCUACCGCGCCUCCUUGAAGGUGUCGCCGACCGGGAAGGCUGUUGUGAUAACAGGUUGUGACACAGGCUUCGGCAACGCUCUGGCUAUCCGUUUACACCAGCUGGGUUUCCGUGUAUUCGCACUCUGCCUCCGCUCUGAGGGCGCUGGGAUUCAGAAGCUUCGAGACGAACACUCGAAACGGCUUCAUGUGAUUCAGGCCGACGUCACGAAGCAGGACCAACUCGACCGUGCAUUGCAAGAAGUCAAGUCACUGCUGCCCGUUGGAGAGGUACUAUGGGGUCUUGUGAACAACGCCGGGGUGUGCACCAUCGGGCCAGUCGAGUGGAUCAGCAAAGAGCACUUCCGGAAGGACCCGGAGGUCAACCUCUUUGGUGUCAUAGCGGCCACCAAGACCUUCCUGCCCCUGGUGCGUCGUGCGAGAGGUCGUAUCGUGAACGUGGCGAGCGUGGCAGGAAGAUUCUGCGCCCCGCUCUUGGCGGCUUACAACGCAUCAAAAUACGCCGUGGAGGGCUUCAAUGAUGCGCUUAGGCUGGAAAUGCGUCCUUGGGGUGUCAAAGUGUGCCUUAUUGAGCCAGGGAACUUCGGCAGUGGCACGGAACUCUUCGCCCGAGAGGAAGCAUUGAAGGAGGAGGUUGACAAGAUGUGGCUUUCCCUGGACGAGGAAAUAAAGAGUGACUACGGUGAAGCGGGUCGCAAGAGGGUCGAGACCUUCAUGAGGAACAUCAGGAACAAAGGGGCCAGCGACAUCAGUCCAGUGAUAACCGCCUUCACAGAAGCCCUGACUCAGCAACACCCACAGACGCGGUACGACCCCAUGGACCCGCUCAUGUACUUCACGCUCUUCCUGGCCACGCACUUCCCCGACUGGGUGUACGACUCCUAUUUCGCCCUGAUGGUUCGUUUGUCCAAGUGAAGGGAAGAGGAGAGGCAUUCGAGAAAGCUGGGGAGGAGGAAGAGAUGAGGAGUUCCGGGCAUAUGUCUUCUUUUUUUGGAGACUAAUAAAAUGUACAUCUUU
This is a messenger RNA of Penaeus vannamei (Pacific white shrimp), 1332 nucleotides long. Its product is annotated as D-beta-hydroxybutyrate dehydrogenase, mitochondrial. The record is from RefSeq and is a predicted model, not a curated record. Gene Ontology annotation, cellular component: intracellular membrane-bounded organelle. Gene Ontology annotation, biological process: steroid metabolic process. NCBI's taxonomy places the organism in Eukaryota, Metazoa, Arthropoda, Malacostraca, Decapoda, Penaeidae. Gene Ontology annotation, molecular function: oxidoreductase activity.